Molecule: messenger RNA, 1250 nt
Organism: Klebsormidium nitens
Lineage: Eukaryota; Viridiplantae; Streptophyta; Klebsormidiophyceae; Klebsormidiales; Klebsormidiaceae
Source: the annotation of a GenBank genome assembly
ACAAGCUUCUAAGUUCUUAGUACCGUAAGACUACGAACGCUUAGAGACGCAGUUUCCUCGCUUGUCUGAAACGAGCACAGGGCUUCUCCAGAAGCGGUCUUGAUUCUUGAACUUGAAGCUUGAAGUUGAAGAUAAACUUAGACGUCACUUCAGAUGCCUAGUGUACCAAUCAGGAGCUGUUCUCAGCAUUCCAUCACUAAACCAGAUCGAUGCUUAGCUCUCUGAUCAUUUUGCCCCUUUAAACUACAAUUCUCUCAUUUCUCUGCAAACGGAUGCGUUUUGGAACCUUCUUUAGAAACCCCAGUCAACUAGGCAGACUCACAGCUGCAUGUUGCAUCAAAAGACAGGUCAGCGGCACGAGCAAGAAAACCAGCACAAUGCCGCCUGCCACAGAUGGGCGGGACCUCUUCUCCAAGCAGGCAGAUGUGUACGCCAAGUACCGGCCGGACUACCCCGAUGAAUUCAUUCAGAGGAUUGUGUCAGCUGCCCCUGGCAGGACUUUAGCUUGGGAUGUUGGGACAGGAAACGGUCAGGCUGCAGCGAGCCUUGCAAAAUACUUUGACCGCGUGGUUGCAACCGACCGCAGCGCAACCCAGAUUGAGCAUGCACAGCAAAGGGACAACAUCACUUACAAGGUAACCGAACCGAACAUGACUUGGGAGGACGUUGAACGAACGGUUGGCCCAGCGGGUUCGGUUGACCUGAUAACCGUGGCCCAAGCACUGCACUGGUUCGACUUUGACGAGUUUUUUGCGCUCGCUAAGAAGGCUCUCCGGCCUGGGGGGGUGUUUGCCGCCUGGACGUACACCCCCCCGGAGCAGGUCACCCCGGAGGUUGAUGCCGUCUCGGCCGCCUUCUACAAAAUCACGGGGCCCUAUUGGGAGACUGCUCGGAAGAUCACGCCGGACAUUGAUGCCGUCUCGGACAGAUACUAUCAGACCACCGGGCCGUUUUGGAACCCCCGGGUGAAGUACAUAGAGGAGGGUUAUGCAACGAUUCCGUUUCCGUUCGUUCCGGUCGACGGCCGCGACAGUACGGGUCCAUUCCCAUUCGAGACGAGCAAGCACUGGAAGUACGAGGACCUCAUUGGGUAUUACAAGACUUGGAGCCCUUACAACACCGCGAAAGAGAAGGGGAUUGACCUGCUUGCACCGGUGGAGGACGAAUUGAAAGCCGCAUGGGGAGAUCCACAAACGGAAAGAAAGGUGACGUGGCCACUGCUGCUCCGAAUUGGAAAAGUAGAGGACUGA